CGGCCACACUGGAAGCGAGCGUCACCGAGUGUCACGUUGUGAGCCAGUCUCGUCCGCGAGCCAUCCGUGUCACGUCAACUGCCGCGCUCGCGUGCUGCGUCUAGUGACCGCCAGUGUAAUAUGUGAGAUGGUGGCCGCGUGACAAUCGGGCCCCGCGUGCGACACUCCGGGAGGGUAGGCGUACGUCCAUUGUGGUGGCCGGAGGCAGCCCGAGUGUGAGCGAGCAGCGCGCGGCGGCGGGGCGCGGGGCGAGUGCGCCGCGUGCGCGAUGCGCUGACGCCAUGUGUGCGCUGCCAUGUGUGUGUGUGCGCGCGAUGCGCUGACGCCAUGUGCGCGCUGCUAUGUGUGUGUGUGCGCGCGCCCGGCACGCCCGCGCCCGCGCGGCGCCGCCGCUGCUGCUGCUGCUGUUGCUGGCGCUAUUGCCCUCCGGCGGUGACGGCAACCCCGACGCCAAGCGGCUGUACGACGACCUGCUCAGCAACUACAACAAGCUGGUGCGGCCCGUACUCAACGUGAGCGACGCGCUCGCCGUGCGCAUCAAGCUAAAGCUCAGCCAGCUCAUCGACGUUAAUCUCAAGAACCAAAUUAUGACAACCAAUUUAUGGGUAGAGCAGAGCUGGUAUGACUAUAAGUUAUCGUGGGAGCCCAAAGAGUAUGGUGGGGUGGAAAUGCUACACGUGCCCUCGGAUCACAUCUGGCGGCCGGACAUAGUGCUGUACAACAACGCGGAUGGCAACUUCGAGGUGACCCUGGCUACCAAGGCGACGCUCAAUUACACGGGUCGCGUGGACUGGCGCCCGCCCGCCAUCUACAAGUCCUCGUGCGAAAUCGACGUCGAAUACUUCCCCUUCGAUCAACAGACUUGCGUCAUGAAGUUUGGAUCUUGGACAUAUGAUGGAUUUCAGGUAGACCUGAGGCAUAUCGAUGAAGUAAAAGGUACUAAUGUUGUGGAGCUCGGAGUCGACCUGAGCGAAUUUUACACUUCUGUUGAGUGGGAUAUACUAGAGGUGCCCGCGGUCAGAAACGAGAAGUUCUACACGUGCUGCGACGAGCCGUAUCUAGACAUCACGUUUAACAUUACGAUGCGCCGCAAGACACUCUUCUACACGGUGAACCUGAUAAUACCGUGUAUGGGUAUUUCGUUCCUCACCGUACUGGUGUUCUACUUGCCUUCUGACAGCGGGGAGAAGGUGUCCCUCUCCAUAUCAAUUCUGCUUUCUCUCACCGUGUUUUUCCUCCUGCUCGCUGAAAUCAUCCCUCCCACCUCGCUCGUCGUGCCGCUGCUCGGAAAGUUCGUUCUCUUCACCAUGAUACUGGACACGUUCAGCAUCUGCGUGACGGUGGUGGUGCUCAACGUCCAUUUCCGCUCGCCGCAGACGCACACAAUGGCCCCGUGGGUGCGCCGGGUGUUCAUCCACGUUUUGCCACGGCUACUGGUCAUGCGUCGCCCGCACUAUCGGCUGGACCCUCACCGAAGCCGAUUUGCAGGGAUCCUGAGUGGCGAUAGCUGGUCUCCGGCGCUGGCGAUGGGAGUAGCUGGCACGGAGAGUUCAGACUGCAUCCGUGACGUCAUACAAGGUUCGCCGUCCCCCAGCGGCUGCCGGCUGCACGACGGACCGCCGCUCUGUGACACGCUGCACCGCUGGCACCACUGCCCUGAGAUUCACAAGGCCAUCGACGGGAUCAACUACAUCGCCGAUCAGACUAGGAAGGAGGAAGAGUCCACCAGGGUGAAAGAGGACUGGAAGUACGUGGCGAUGGUGCUGGACCGUCUGUUCCUGUGGAUCUUCACGCUGGCCGUGGUAGUGGGGUCUGCUGGCAUCAUUCUGCAGGCCCCCACUCUGUAUGACGAGCGCGCACCCAUCGACGUGCGCCUGUCCGAGAUUGCAUAUGCAGCGGCCAAACCCCGCCCCCCACCUCCCGCACCCCCGCCGCGGUGAGCCAGCACGCUGCUGCGAUAUUGUAAAUAAUAAUAUAAAUUAUACUAUUACAAUUACAUAAAAUAGUUUAUACGACGAAAUGACAUGAUCGAAGAUAACUCGAAUUUUUUGAUAGACAUGAAAUAAAUCGAUUGUUUAAAAA
This is a messenger RNA of Leptidea sinapis, 2082 nucleotides long. RefSeq names its product acetylcholine receptor subunit alpha-like (gene nAChRa3). Gene Ontology annotation, molecular function: acetylcholine-gated monoatomic cation-selective channel activity; transmembrane signaling receptor activity. The record is from RefSeq and is a predicted model, not a curated record. The transcript is spliced from 11 exons. Gene Ontology annotation, cellular component: neuron projection; synapse; postsynaptic membrane. The coding region runs from base 342 to 1940 and encodes 532 amino acids. Lineage: Eukaryota; Metazoa; Arthropoda; Insecta; Lepidoptera; Pieridae. Gene Ontology annotation, biological process: regulation of membrane potential; chemical synaptic transmission; monoatomic ion transmembrane transport.